CGCGUGUGGGAAGUCCUGUCAUGUGACACUAAUUCUCGUAAAACAUAGAAUAUCUGAGCAAUCCAACACCAAAUUGCCAUGGAAAUAAAAGAUUAGUGGGGGAUUGCACCGCUAGAAAAGCUAGUGACGCCGUGUGUAAUGGCUUCAUCCUGCGGAGAUGAAGAGGGCGUUGCAUGGAGACACAUCGGUGCAGCCUCGGAGCUCUCCAGAAAGAGAUGCCGCCUGGUGUACUCUUCCCUCGGCCAUCAGUCGGAUGUGUGCCUCUUCUUCGUGAAGGGGGAGUUCUUCGCCUUGGAUGCCCGCUGCGCACACUCUGGAGGCCCUCUAUGUCAAGGUGACAUUGAAGAGGCUGAUGGGAUCCUGCGGGUCUUCUGUCCAUGGCAUGACUACGACUUUGACCUCAGGACUGGGAUGUCAGGAACAUCACUAAGGCAACAAGUGCAUGAGGUCAAACUGGAGGACGGUGACGUGUACGUGAAGCAUGCAAGCUGUCUCUCCUUGCAGCCAUUUCCUGUCCAUCACAAGAGCUGAGCUUCAUCACCUCCCUCCAUCUCCGUCACACCGCCAAGUCUCUUGAUUACAUGGACAUCCAGUCGGGAGUAAGCACUUUCAGGUUAUUUAUAAGAAAGCAUUCCUGAACAUUAUCUGUCACUUUCAUCAGACUUUGUACUUUGAUUGCGAAGGAACUCAGACAGUGAUGAUAUCAGACAGUUGUCUCAAGGAGACAUCAGGUCAUUGUGUUAACAUAGACAGAUGAGCUGCACACUUUUCGGUCAACACACAAAACUUGAACUCUGAAACCACCAUUUUUAGUUUUCCAGUUUCCAUUCCAAAAUAUUGUGCAUAAUUGUGCUUUUACCUCAAGGUAAGUGCCCCGGGGUUAAGGUAUUAUUUGGGCUAAUUCAGAUCAAUCCCAUAGUUAGUGGAUUAGUUUAUACCUGCAGCUUUCUGAUGUAUUUUACACCAUGCUUCUAGUUAGGGUAUAUUCCGGGCGACAACAAUAGCUCAUAACAGUUAGAUUAUGUUUGCCAUAACAAAGCCAUAGCUAUUGUCGUAAGAACUUAAGUGAUUUUAGUUAUCACAAAAAAUGGCACCUUAUCAGCUCUUACAUUAAACUUUUAUGAGCUAUUUUUGUUGUCAUCAUCAGAUUUUUACAAACAUAUGUUCAUUUAGUUGGACCAGGCAUUAGAAUGAACAAGAAACUGAAGAAACAAAGGUGGUCUCAUCAUUUUUUCCAUGACUUUCGGAGCAAGUCACCUCAAGUUUAUACGUACCUCAGGGCUAGAGUAUGGGUAUAUUAUCGAUUGGUCAAGUUUUUAGUCUGAGAUUAUGGUACAUUUUGUCUUAAUUCAUUGAAUACCCCAUGGUUUGGUUAAAUUCUGGGCUUAUUUUAUAUAUAUAAGUUUUAAUUAUCUCACAACCGUCAAUUCUUGUCUCUGAACACAUUUACUGCAACACACACAUACAAGCACAACUUUUAUUUUUGUCUUAUGUGGCUUAUUUCCAAUGUACUGUAAGUAUAUGGUUGUUAUUUCAUGUCUAGAUGUUCUAAUAAUUCUAAAAUAUCUAUUUAGAAGGCCGUAAUUGGGUUUUGUUUGCCAUAACUACAUGAAAACUAUAUGAAAAUAUUACAUUUAUAGAGAAGGGAUCCAAUUAGUGGAAAUUCACUUAUCAGGGUCGCGUCUUGAAGCGGUUAACCACGAUAUAUGAGGGAUUACUGUACAUAUGGAAAAUUCAAGUAAGUCACAUUUCUUACUGUAAAAAAGAGGUUUUAUGAGUGUUGAAAUUUUUUAUACAAAUAGAACAA
Molecule: messenger RNA, 1807 nt
Organism: Doryrhamphus excisus (bluestripe pipefish)
Lineage: Eukaryota; Metazoa; Chordata; Actinopteri; Syngnathiformes; Syngnathidae
Product: Rieske domain-containing protein
Molecular function (GO): 2 iron, 2 sulfur cluster binding
Source: RefSeq, a predicted model, not a curated record